ACCUCUCCACCAAUCUUUUAACUCAAGAUGUCAAAGAUGAAUGGCAAGAAUGUAUCCGAAAAUCCCGACUCAUCAACCACGAAUCGCCUUCCUACUCCUGGAAAAGCCACCGUGCUAGCGAUUGGCAAGGCUUUCCCGAGCCAACUCGUUCCACAGGAUUGCUUGGUUGAAGGCUUUUUCCGUGACACCAACUGCAUGGAUUCUGCCAUGAAAGCCAAGUUGGAACGUUUGUGUAAAACAACUACAGUGAAAACAAGAUACACAGUGAUGUCGAAGGAAAUCCUUGACAAAUAUCCAGAACUAGCAACAGAAGGCUCAGCAACUAUUUCUCAAAGGCUCAGCAUAGCGAACCAAGCUGUAACCGAGAUGGCAAAAGAAGCUAGUUUAGCAUGUUUCAAACAAUGGGGAAGGCCUGCUGAAGACAUCACUCAUGUCGUCUACGUUUCAUCAAGCGAAAUUCGGCUUCCUGGAGGUGAUCUCUAUCUUGCUAGUGAGCUUGGGCUAAGGAAUGAUGUUAAUCGCGUAAUGCUAUACUUCUUGGGAUGCUAUGGUGGUGUUACUGGCCUUCGAAUCGCUAAAGAUAUCGCAGAAAACAACCCUGGAAGCCGAGUGUUGUUGACCACUUCUGAGACCACCAUUUUAGGUUUUCGACCACCAAACAAGUCGCGUCCAUAUGAUUUAGUUGGAGCGGCUCUUUUUGGAGAUGGGGCUGCCGCCGCUAUUAUUGGGGCAGACCCAAUCUCCAAAGUUGAGUCCCCGUUUAUGGAACUGAGCUACGCGACGCAACAGUUCCUCCCAGGGACUCAUAAUGUGAUAGAUGGUCGGCUUACCGAAGAGGGAAUAAAUUUUAAGCUUGGAAGGGACUUGCCCCAAAAGAUUGAUGAUAACAUUGAAGGGUUUUGCAAGAAAUUGAUGGAGAAAGCCGGUGGUAACUUGGAGGAUUUCAACGAUUUGUUUUGGGCGGUGCACCCAGGUGGUCCGGCUAUAUUGAACCGGUUGGAGACUACAUUGAAGUUGAGAGGGGAGAAGUUGGAUUGUAGUAGGAAGGCUUUGAUGGAUUUUGGGAAUGUGAGUAGUAACACCAUCUUUUAUGUGAUGGAGUAUAUGAGGGAUGAGUUGAGGAAUAAAGAGAAUAGAGAAGAAUGGGGGCUUGCUUUGGCUUUUGGCCCUGGGAUCACUUUUGAAGGCAUUCUUCUCCGUAGCCUCGGUUAAGUUGGUGCAAACAAACAAACGUACCCAUUAAAAUCUCACUGAUACCGAGAGAAACCCCCUUUUAGUAUUCAAGUAUUAUAUAUAUUACAACUUUAUAGUUCUUAACAUAGUAACAACAUGAGAUGCCAGUAUCUUUACAUAAUGUUAUUUGAUGGAAUGUUGAUGAUAAGGUAGAAUACAUAUAUUUAAUGUCAAAUUUCCAAUGGUUCUUCCUAA
Helianthus annuus (common sunflower) is the source of this 1428-nucleotide messenger RNA. Its product is annotated as type III polyketide synthase A. Gene Ontology annotation, biological process: polyketide biosynthetic process. The transcript has 2 exons. Bases 28 to 1212 code for a protein of 394 amino acids. The record is from RefSeq and is a predicted model, not a curated record. Gene Ontology annotation, molecular function: acyltransferase activity, transferring groups other than amino-acyl groups. Lineage: Eukaryota; Viridiplantae; Streptophyta; Magnoliopsida; Asterales; Asteraceae.